AUGGUGCAGACCUACCAACUUCCUGGAGCUGUGGAGGCGACCAAGAAGCUUUUAAAGAGGAUCAACAGGAAUGAUCUGCUGCAGAGUUUAUCAUACAUCAGCUCAGGACCAGAAGAGCAACAAGCUGCCAAACCAAGAGUCUGUGCUGGAACCAAACUGAAGGCCUGUCUGGUGUUUCUGGGGAUUCUGGUGUUUCUGGUUAUCCUGGUGUGUCGUGUCUUCAUCCGCUCAGCACAUCCUGAUCUCAUCCUGUCUGCUGAUGGGAAACAAGUAUAUGAUACUGAUGUGACGAAGAAUCUCCCAGACAACCCAGAGAGAUUUUCUCGUGGCGCUAAUGUUUUAGGAAAGCAGAGUUUGUCUUCAGGCAGAUUUUACUUUGAGGUUCAGGUUCAAGAGAAGACUGACUGGGAUUUAGGAGUGGCCAGAGAGUCGAUCAACAGGAAGGGAAAAGUCCCACUGAGCCCUCAGAAUGGUUACUGGACUAUAUGGUUGAGAAAUGGAAAUGAGUACAAAGCUCUUGCUGGGCCUGAUGCCAUUCUCUCUCUGCAGUCUCCUCCUCAGAAGGUGGGGGUGUUUGUGGAUUAUGAGGAUGGUCUGGUCUCCUUUUAUGACGUAGAUGCUGCAGCUCUUAUCUACUCCUUUACUGGCUGCUCCUUCACUGAGAAACUCUACCCAUUCUUCAGUCCCUCUAGUAACGAUGGUGGUAAAAACUCUGCCCCUCUGAUCAUCUGUCGUGUCAAUCAAACUGCCUGA
Molecule: messenger RNA, 753 nt
Organism: Scomber japonicus (chub mackerel)
Lineage: Eukaryota; Metazoa; Chordata; Actinopteri; Scombriformes; Scombridae
Product: zinc-binding protein A33-like
Exons: 3
Coding region: 1-753 (250 amino acids)
Molecular function (GO): protein binding
Source: RefSeq, a predicted model, not a curated record